Messenger RNA from Symbiodinium pilosum, 747 nucleotides. NCBI's taxonomy places the organism in Eukaryota, Dinophyceae, Suessiales, Symbiodiniaceae. The record is from the annotation of a GenBank genome assembly.
AUGGUCCUCGGCCGGCUGAGUGUGGCAAUCCUCUGUCACAUCCUCUCGAGCUGCCACUGUCUUACAUUUUCUCCGGUGAAGCUCUCCAAGGACUCCACGGCAUUGGUCGGGGGUCAAGUCGGGAAUCCUGCUGUCAUUGUAGUCCCAGAGUUGCUUGGGGUCACGGAGGAUGUCAGGAACCAGGCCAGGAGGAUUGCAGAUGAAGGAAACUUCCGUGUUCUCAUCCUGGACCUGCAUCAGGGUCACGUUGGUGACAGAGAUGUGGAUGCCAAUGCCCUUGCAGAGAAGAUCAGCCUGGAAGGUGCGGUCAGCAGAAUCAGUGAGGCAGCAGCAUACUUGAAAUCCGAGAGAUCUCCCAAAGUCGGCAUAGUUGGAUUUUGCAUGGGUGGUGCGAUUACCUUCGCUGGCCUUGCGACUGCUGACGACAUAUGCUGUGGCGUGACCUUUCUCAGCAAUGGGGCGCUUCUCGGAGUCAGUCCUGAGACGCUUGAUGCUGAAGCUCUAGCGGGCAAACCGGUACAAGGCCAUUUUGCCGCUGCCGAUCCAGCAGGGAGCAUUCCCGAUGCAACGACAGCGCAUUUGUUGGAAGAACGCCUGCGAGCUGGCGGGAAUCCAGAUGCAACCGUCUUUGUCUAUGAGGACCUGGGGCAUUCAUUCAUGAACGAAAGCCCGUAUCCAUUCUCUAGCUUUGCGGAGAGGGAAGCUGAGCUCGGAUUACCUGCCUAUGAUCCAGAACAAGCAUCGCUG